UGAAAAUUUUUAAACGGUUUACAGUUUACGAUUUUUAGUUUGUUGCGCUAUUUUCAGUAUUCUGUAGCGAUCGUUUAAUAUUGCUUUAAAAGUGCAAUUUUAGGUUUUAAUAUAUUUUGUGUUGUAGUAAAUAUUGUAAACUUAAACUGUAUACAGUGGUGAAUAUUGAUUUCAAGUAAAGGAGCAACGUGCUGUGUGAUCAAAGUAAUGGCAUCCAAAAUUGAUGAAAAAAAUAAUGACAUUCCAGAGCGUCUUUACGAUUCCAGCAGCCGUACCACAUAUACUCGUAAACGAUUUUUUGGCAAGGGCGGGUUUGCUAAAUGUUAUGAAAUAAUUGAUGUUGAAAGUAAUGAUGUUUAUGCAGGCAAAAUAGUUUCAAAAAAACUCAUGAUGAAGCAUAACCAAAAAGAAAAAAUGACGCAGGAAAUAACAAUACAUCGAAGCCUUAACCAUAAUAAUAUCGUGAAAUUUCACGGAUAUUUUGAAGAUAGCUAUAAUAUUUAUAUAGUUUUAGAAUUAUGCAAAAAAAGGUCAAUGAUGGAACUUCAUAAGCGUAGAAAAACUAUUACAGAAUAUGAGUGCCGGUACUAUAUAUAUCAAAUAAUACAAGGAGUGAAAUAUUUACAUGAAAACCGAAUCAUCCAUCGCGAUUUGAAACUUGGUAACUUGUUUCUAGAUGAUCUUCUACAUGUUAAAAUUGGCGAUUUUGGUUUAGCAACACGAAUUGAAUAUGAAGGUGAGCGUAAAAAAACGCUGUGCGGCACACCAAAUUAUAUUGCACCUGAAAUACUGACAAAAAAAGGCCAUUCUUUUGAAGUUGAUAUUUGGUCUAUUGGAUGUGUUAUGUAUACAUUGCUUGUUGGUCAGCCACCCUUUGAAACAAAAACGUUAAAAGAUACUUAUUCCAAAAUAAAAAAAUGUGAAUAUAGAGUUCCAAGUUAUUUGCGGAAAUCUGCAGCUGAUAUGGUGAUUGCAAUGCUUCAAUCCAACCCCGAUAAUCGUCCUUGUAUUACUGAUUUAUUACGUUUCGAAUUUCUGAGCAGUUCUCCAGUGCCAAUGUCAUUGCCUAGUUCAUGCCUCACCAUGGCUCCACGUCUUGGAGCAAAUGAAAUUAUUGAUACAGAAUCAAUGCAACGCAAACCAUUGAUUGAAUCAAACCGAUUACGCGAUGAAACACGUUUAGAAUCGACAUUUUUAAAAAAAAAUUUGCAUGAUGCUAUAACUGCAUCUGCACAAGUUUGUCGUCAUAGUGAAGAUUAUCGAAGUGACGUCGAAAGCUUAUAUCAACAAUUAACCAAUUUAAUAAACGCUAAGCCAAUUCUUUUGGAUGGAAAUUUGGGAGACGAAAAUACUGAUCCUGCUGCUCAACCCUUAUUUUGGAUAUCGAAAUGGGUUGAUUAUAGCGAUAAAUAUGGUUUCGGAUAUCAGCUUUGUGAUGAAGGAAUUGGAGUUAUGUUUAACGAUACUACUAAACUUAUUUUAUUACCUAAUCAAAUAAAUGUACAUUUUAUUGAUAAAGACGGUAAGGAGUCCUAUAUGACAACGGUUGAUUAUUGCAAAACUCUUGAUAAGAAAAUGAAACUACUUUCAUAUUUUAAACGUUAUAUGACCGAACACUUGGUGAAGGCUGGAGCUAACAAUGUCAAUUUAGAAAGUGAUCAAAUAUCUCGCAUGCCACAUUUACAUUCAUGGUUUAGAACAACUUGCGCUGUAGUUAUGCAUCUAACAAAUGGAUCAGUUCAGUUAAAUUUUUCUGAUCAUAUGAAAAUAAUACUGUGUCCAAGAAUGAGUGCCGUAACCUAUAUGGAUCAGGAAAAAAACUUUCGGACUUAUCGAUUUUCAACAAUACUUCAACAUGGCUGUUCUAAAGAUUUAUAUCAAAAAAUUCGUUACGGCCACGAAAAAAUUAGUAAAAUGUUAGAAAAAAUGUUUUUUUAAUAUCUAUACUUUCAAAUGAUCGAAAAAUUACUAUAUCAUGAUUAAUUAUAAUUACUGCUCCGAAACCUUUUCAAAGUUGUUACAAUCGUAUCUUUUAUUAUAUU
Teleopsis dalmanni is the source of this 2042-nucleotide messenger RNA. RefSeq names its product serine/threonine-protein kinase polo (gene polo). The transcript has 7 exons. The coding region runs from base 208 to 1938 and encodes 576 amino acids. Gene Ontology annotation, biological process: mitotic cell cycle; protein phosphorylation; regulation of cytokinesis. The record is from RefSeq and is a predicted model, not a curated record. Gene Ontology annotation, cellular component: nucleus; centrosome; cytoplasm. Lineage: Eukaryota; Metazoa; Arthropoda; Insecta; Diptera; Diopsidae. Gene Ontology annotation, molecular function: ATP binding; protein serine/threonine kinase activity; protein binding.